AAACGUGUCGUUCAGCCGCAGUAUCAACGAAAUUAAACCCUGCUACAUAAAAACAGAAACAAACAAAAAAACUGCAAAGGUGAAUCAGUAAAAAAAUUACAACAAUGAAGACAUCACUGAUUUGCCAGUUGGCUGCUUUUGCACUGAUCGCCACAGUGUCGUGUAAUGAUGGAAAGGACAAACGAUUGCAGAUUGGUGUGAAGAAAAGAGCUGAUCCAGCCAAGUGCACCAUUAAAUCCAAGAAGGGAGAUACUCUCAACAUGCACUAUACUGGUAAACUUGAAGAUGGAACAGAAUUUGACAGCAGCAUACCACGUGGAAGACCUUUCACAUUUACACUUGGCUCUAACCAAGUCAUUAAAGGCUGGGAGCAGGGACUUUUGGGAAUGUGUGAAGGAGAGAAACGAAAGCUUGUUAUUCCUCCUGAACUUGGAUAUGGUGACAAUGGUGCCCCUCCAAAGAUUCCUGGCGGCAGUACUCUGGUGUUUGAGGUUGAAUUAAUAUCUAUUGAGCGCAAAGAUGAACUGUGAAUAGCAAAACUGUGAUAUCUGUAUCACAUGAAGUGUUAACGGAGAGAGUUAGAAUGUAGAGGAGUGUAUGGGGACAGAUUGUUAUCUAUUGUAUGGUGGGUAUGUGUUGGUGUAAUUUGCAUAAAAUAUCUACAGUUGUCGUUUCUUUUGGAAAAUUUUGAUAUUGAUUUUUGGUGUAUUUUAAUCCUAUUUUGUUUAAAAUUUAGUCAUUGGAAAGAACUUCACAUAAGAUCACUUUGCUAAGAAGAUAUUAGUAUGUAAUAUACUUUUCAUCGGACAGUGACUAUGCACAGUAAAAUGGUUUCUUAUAGCAUUGAACAAACUAUUUACAACAUAUUUUCUAUUCAUGAAUACCCAUAAGAUGAAUUUAUGGUGAUUUGAUCAUUUAUUCCUUUGAUGAAAAUGUUUUGAUUUACUGUAAUUGUAUGUUGAAAAUUCGAAAUCCAGAGAUGUUACUGUAUGGAUAAAUAUACAAAGGAGUUUUAAUUUAUGUUAUUCAGAUUCAUUAGCUCAUGUCUGUUGAUUAUACUGUACAUGUUGUUAAGUUGGACACAUCACCCAACAUUUAACAAGGGUUAUAUCUGGGAGUCAUUUGAAUAUCAGUUGUACCAAUAUGUGAUCAAUUUUUCCUGUAUAAGGUAAUAUAUAGUGAUUAAGUGAUAAACAUAUCCUGUGUUCCCAUUUCAUUUUACACAUAAAAUCAUUUCAAAAUCAUCAUGCACAUUUGAAAUCUUAGAUUUGAAAGAUUGUUCAGAGGGUACCAUUUGCAAAAAUAAAAACGUUUUCUACUUUCA
This is a messenger RNA of Ylistrum balloti, 1324 nucleotides long. RefSeq names its product peptidyl-prolyl cis-trans isomerase FKBP2-like. Gene Ontology annotation, biological process: protein peptidyl-prolyl isomerization. Lineage: Eukaryota; Metazoa; Mollusca; Bivalvia; Pectinida; Pectinidae. The transcript has 5 exons. Gene Ontology annotation, molecular function: peptidyl-prolyl cis-trans isomerase activity. The record is from RefSeq and is a predicted model, not a curated record. Bases 105 to 530 code for a protein of 141 amino acids.